AUGACAACAGAUAUAAAAGCCCCGUUAAAAGAUGCUAAUUUAGAACGUGAAAAUUUGGUUAAUGAUAUCGAACGUCUUGAAAAUGAAUAUUUCAAUUUAAAUCAAGUGGAGAUUAGAGAUAAUAAAACUAAUCUAAAUAAAAGAAUUUGGCUUGAAACUGUGAGACCAGCUUUACUAAAAUAUUGGAAGUUCAAAACAUCACUCUUCCCAUUGAUUUAUUAUUCUAAACAACGUUUGAAAUUUUUAAAUGAAGCAAAAGAAACUACCAAAGAAGAAACAUUCUUAGGCCCUUUUCCCAUAGAAAUUUGGAAAAUAAUUAUGCAAAAGGGUUGUGCUAGAAUGGAAGUUCCUUCAAUUAACAAAUGUUUUCACAAAGAGUUGGCACCAUAUGCUUAUUGUGGUGUUGGAUACGAAAACUUGCAAUUAUUAUUAGUGGUAAGUUCUACUCAUAAAAUGAGACAAAAUGAUGCCUGUUUCUUAAGAGAAGGUCCAGAUUUUCCUGAUAAGCCAUGUGAUUCUUAUUCAAUUUAUGAAAGAAAUUUGGAAAGUUUUAAUUUUGAAUAUGAAUUUUUAGAUGUUGAUUAUGAUGUUCCAAAAAGUAUUCGUGAUGAAAUCGCUGGUGCCAAAGCUGACAAGAAAACAUUAGUUAUCACAGAUUAUGAAGAAAUCAAACACCUAGUUUAUCAUGUACUCAAUAAUCCUGAUUCAAUGAAACACUGGAAAUCUAUUAAUAUUGACAUCUCAAUAUUACAUGGGUAUAAAGAAUUGAUCUAUGAUUCUGAGAUUUACACUGUGUUGGAAUAUUACGGAAGAUCAUUGGGAAAUGGUAGCCUAUCUUCAAAAACACAAGUCAAAGCAGAUGAUUUCUUUUAUGGACCAGAUUCACACCAACUUUUCCACAAUAGAGAAGGUAGAUGGGGAGCUCCUAAAUUAGGACUUUCUAAAAAUUUUGAUGCUCAUAGUUUUAGCAAAAUACCUUACAAUACAGCAAAUGAAAUUUUCCCUAACAAAGUUUAUUUCAAUGAAUUGAUACAUCUUUCUGAACUUUUCAAAUCUUAUGAAUCUGGUCAAAGAAGUGAAUUAUUAAAGAUAUCUACAGAUCGUGAACUUCGUAUGAAUCAUCCAUACAAGAAAUAUGUAUUAUCACUUGAUCAAAUCACACAAUCUCCAGAAUUUAAUGGACCACAGUUUAAAAUUGAUGGUGCAAUUGCUUCACAUAACAUCAAGAUCCGAAAUAGAAGAUUUGCCUCUGAAAAUGAAGUCACAUCACUUAUCAAAUUGAUGGUUGGAUUAUUAUCAUCUAAUAAACUUUUCAAAGAUACUGAUACUUCCUUAUUUAUUAGUGGAAUGACAGAUUUUCAAGAGACAAAGGAUAUUCUUAAAAGUCAAACAGGAAAAUACAGGCCUGUUACAAACAUGUACAAGUAUAAACCUCAUUUAACUUUGUUGAAUAAACCAAAAUCUGUCUAA
Molecule: messenger RNA, 1470 nt
Organism: Hansenula ciferrii
Lineage: Eukaryota; Fungi; Ascomycota; Saccharomycetes; Phaffomycetales; Wickerhamomycetaceae
Exons: 1
Coding region: 1-1470 (489 amino acids)
Source: RefSeq, a predicted model, not a curated record